Didymodactylos carnosus is the source of this 1344-nucleotide messenger RNA. The record is from the annotation of a GenBank genome assembly. Lineage: Eukaryota; Metazoa; Rotifera; Eurotatoria; Philodinida; Philodinidae.
AUGAAUAUCACCGAAUUGCAUGAAGUGGUGGUCAUAUCUGAACGAUGGGAUGGAUUAUGUCGCUUGCAGCAUGAUAUAGUAGAAUCCUUGUUGAAAGAGAUUAGCAAGGUUAUUGCGUAUGAAUAUAUGAUUUUUGGGCUGGAAAAACAGAAAAAUCAUUUCCGAGCUCAACUAAACGUCGACCUCAUCAAUGAUGACACGACGAAAUUUGAAAUAAAACGUGAAGAAUUCUUUUGUAACCUUGCGAAGGUGAUCACUAAAUUAAAAGAAAUCGAUUCGAAAUUUAAAGAUGUUCUGCCAUCGACAUUGGACGUAGAUCAGUUAGAAGAAGAGCUGAAAAAGAAGAUCGAAAGACUUAGUAAUCAACUGAUUGGGAAAGCAUCAAAAGAAGAACUCUCUUUAAGAGAUUCCGAUGAUUUUCGUAUAUAUUACAAUCAUUUAUUAUCAUGUGAAAAACACAUGAAAAUUAAUGCAGAAAUAGAUGAAGCGUUAAAACUCUAUAAAGAAAAGCAAGGUGCUUCGGGCAUUAUACAGUUGACUAUGAUCUUAGAAACAUCAGAGAUAGGUACAAGGUUAGUCAGCGAGCAUUCUUGUUUAAGUGGAGAAGAUUGGAGAAAACGACGUGAAAAAAUGCAAAAACAAGAUAAUUUAGAAUAUAUUCUAAGCGAAUUAGACAGGGAUAAUAUUGCGAAAGACGUAUUGAUUACACGUUAUCACAGUUUUCGACGAACGUAUGAACAUUGGGUUUCUACUAUUCUAAAUAAAAUUCCAGAAUUAUUAGCGCAUAUUUUCGCUGUGUGGACGCUAAAAAAUACUCAAUACUAUAACACGAUUCGUGGCAUUGUACCAGCACAAGCUUAUCUGUUGAUGCCACAUGCUGCACAAGUUAUUGCUAUUUUCCGUCUCCUUGGUAUUGGUUAUGAUAGUCGAAUAGAAUUCAGAGGACAUAAGAUACCGGUAACAGGAAAAAUCUCCAAUGAUUUAAUUAAUAAUCUGGUAGAGAUAGGAACAGGUGAAGGCAAAUCAGUGGUGUUAGCAGUAACUGCCUGUGUUUUUGCUCUAACUGGAAUAGAUGUGAAUUACUCAUGCUAUAGCGAAAUUUUGAGUAUGCGAUAUAAGAAUGAUUUUGCUUUAGUUUUCAGAGCGCUCGGAAUAGAAGAACGUAUUGAGUAUGAUACUUUUAAUAAAUUAUGUGAACAGCUAUUGAAUCAACAAUGCAAUGCACGAGAAAAAGUGCACGAUAUAAUCGCAAAUAAUAAAAAUGAGCUAGCUGUAGAUGAACCGAAAGUACAUACACGUCAAAAAGCGCUAUUGAUCGAUGAAGUAGAUGUCGUUUUUAAGUGA